This is a messenger RNA of Fusarium pseudograminearum CS3096, 735 nucleotides long. RefSeq lists its product as uncharacterized. The record is from RefSeq and is a predicted model, not a curated record. Bases 1 to 735 code for a protein of 244 amino acids. Lineage: Eukaryota; Fungi; Ascomycota; Sordariomycetes; Hypocreales; Nectriaceae. The transcript has 3 exons.
AUGGACCUGAGCAUCCCAUCUGGCUACGAGUCAUACUCAAACCGACUUGACCCUCAUGACGAAGUCGACAAUGGCCAUGCUGAAAAGGCAGCUCGUCUGAGUUCAGAUGAACAAACUCUUCUCAAGCAGCGCAGGGCGCCGCCAAAACCCAAAGGCGGUGCUCUAGACACCAUCCGUCUCGCCUUACGAGUUCUUAUCCUUCUCGUCAACUUGAGCAUUCUUGGCUUACUGGCACAUGGCGUUAAUGUUUGGCAGGCCACACAUAGCUCCAUUGACAGGAACGAUGAUGGCUGGGUGAGAACUCGAUGGCCUUCCAUCAAGAUGCUGUCGACGUGGCUUAUGCUGGCCGUUACCAUAUUCGCAUCUGUCGUCCAACUAGUCGCACUUGUGACGCGCCUCAGUUUUUUGCGUUCCAUGCGCGAUGGCGUAGUACACAACGUUACUGUCUUUGUCAGCUCCGGGAUUGUCAUUGGUGGCUGGAUCGCAGCGACUGUGUAUCUCAUUGUCGAUAAAGAAGUUCUGCAGAACAAUCACUGGGAUCUCUGGUCUUGGUCCUGUCAGAACCGUUCACGACGAAGCUACAUACCCUGGGCAAGCUUGUGCACAGAGAUGACGUAUGCCUUUGCUGCAAGUCUGAGUGUGGUCUUACUGGAGAUUGUUACCUUGGUCCUCUUCAUUAUCUCUAUGCGAGGAAUGAACAUCCUUGGCAAAUACAACAGGGCUAGGUCAACUUGA